GUAUGAGCCACCUAUGACUCCACGUGAGACGAACAGGCCAGUUAGUGUCUCCGUGCACAGCAUACACGCGCUAUCACGUGAGCACGUGUCACCGAACGUCACCACAAGCAACGCCAUAGGUUCGACGGCCUGGGUUCUCGACAAGCCACCUAGGCAGGCAGGACAUUUUCACUGUGCGCCGACAAGUUCAUUCCCGCCGGUCACUGAGCCAAGUAGAAUCGAGCUGUUUACCAUGGCCACCAUGCCGGACAAGCCAGGCGGCGAUGCCGAUGACGACGAAAGACUGCGAUAUGCCAUCGCGUUGUCACUGCAGGACCAAACCGAGUUGUCGCCGCCAAGUCAACCGACAAAGCCGCGGCCUACUGCGGCGAAGGAUGACCCCUUCAAUCUAACAGCCUUGGACCGUAAGACGAUGGAAGCAGAACGGCUCGCCCGACUGGGCGCCAAACGUCGACAGGCUGUGGCUAGCGAGGACGACGACGUCAUCCAAGUGCCUCCGCCAAAGAAGCAGAAGACACAAAAUAUCGGCACGGAGACACGCGAAUCGCCAAAUACGGUCAAUCAUCUACCGCCAGUGCCGUAUCCGGACGGAACUGUGAAGCGAACGUGGGCACGUGGCUACCCACGAACCAACGAGGACAUCAAGAUUGAAGAGGUGCUGCAGAAGGACCAGCUGAUGCUGGCCAUGUUGUCGUCUUUUCAAUGGGACGAGGGCUGGCUGCUCUCCAAGUUGGACAUGAGCAGGACCAAGCUCCUUCUGGCGGCUUUCGCUGCAGACGAGCAGCAGGCAUGUCAUACAAAAGUUCCGCAGCGUCCGAGACAGGCACUCUGACAUCCAGCUUCACAGAAAGGAGAGAUGCGUGCGAAUGCACCACCUGGUGUUAGGUUCUGCUUUCCGCCAAUGAAUGGCCCAGGCUCCAUGCACUCCAAGUUGCAACUGCUCAAGUAUAAAGACUACUUACGUCUUGUCGUUCCCACCGGCAACCUCGUGCCAUACGACUGGGGCGAGAGUGGCGUAAUGGAGAACGUAGGAACUCCCUGGACGUUCACUCACACGGCGUUGAUGAACCAGCUGAUAAACCCGGCAGAUGGUCUUCAUCAUAGACUUACCGCGUCUAGACAAAGCCGCGAAUCACUCGCCAACAGAUUUCAGUCUUCAACUAAAACACUUCCUUCAAGCUAUGGAAGUUGACAAUAAGAUGAUUGACAGUCUGUCAAACUUCGAUUUUUCAAGAACAGCCCGUCUGGGCUUUGUCAACAGCAGACCGGGCGGUCAUACCGAUGAAGCCAUCAACGGUGCUGGACACUGUGGUCUUGCGGCUACAAUCUCCAGGCUCGGGCUGGCGACAAAAGGGCAAGUCCAAGUCGACAUGAUAUGUGCAUCCCUUGGAUCGAUCAAGACUGAAUUGGUCGAGGCCAUGUAUAAUGCUUGUCGAGGCGACGACGGAGUGAAGUCAUACAGCGCGAGAGCCGGUCGCAAGCUUAGCGACAAGCGGUUAAACCCGUCACGGGAACUCAAGGAUUGCUUUCGCAUCUAUUUUCCAACAAGCAAAACGAUAUCUGACAGCAGGGGUGGCAAAGGGGCUGCGGGAACAAUUUGCCUUCAGCGGAAGUGGUGGCAUUCUCCCGGCUUUCCGAGAGAGCUUGUCCGCGACUGUGUCAACACGCGGGACGGACUCCUCAUGCACAGCAAGGUCAUUUUCGUGCGCAGGGAAGAUGAAGAAGCAGAGGGAAGCUCUGAUGGGGGAUCCAACCCAAACACCGGGCCCGCCUGGGCAUACGUGGGAAGUGCCAACCUGUCAGAAAGCGCCUGGGGUCGCGUGGUGAAGGAUAGGAAGUCAGGCAAGGCUAAACUGAAUAUUCGAAACUGGGAAUGCGGUAUUGUGAUCCCGGUUCAGGGGCUCCAUACCCAAGAGGCUAGCAAAGGCGGCUCGGCGGCCGACCUGAGCGUCUUCAAAGACGUCGUGCCGGUUCCGAUGCGGGUGCCUGGUCGCGUCUACGGUCUGGGCGAUGAGCCCUGGUUUUUCGACGCCGCCGGAUGAUAAGGCGCACGAGUAAGUACGAUUUGGCGACCAAGGGUGGUGAAACUGGAAUUGCCUGAUGGGCAGCAACGGACUCACACCACAUGCCGCACGAGAGCACCCCCUGAUUCUUUGGACCCCUAAAGAUCGGGGCCGGGGGGAGCAGAGAGCCGAAAGCCUCUCUAAGGGUUCAUGGGCUAAUAUAUUGGCGGACAGGCAGGUCACUCCCCCUGCCUGAUGGUUCUUAUUGUGCCAAGCACUUCGUACCUGCAUGGACAGUGGCCGCUAGGUGGGUCGAGUUGAAGCAGCUUGCACCACGGACGAAGCAUCACGGGGUAGAGUAGGCAAGGAGAGGGGGG
This is a messenger RNA of Purpureocillium takamizusanense, 2380 nucleotides long. RefSeq lists its product as uncharacterized. Gene Ontology annotation, molecular function: double-stranded DNA binding; 3'-tyrosyl-DNA phosphodiesterase activity; single-stranded DNA binding. Gene Ontology annotation, biological process: single strand break repair; double-strand break repair. The coding region runs from base 1089 to 2042 and encodes 317 amino acids. The record is from RefSeq and is a predicted model, not a curated record. Gene Ontology annotation, cellular component: nucleus. Lineage: Eukaryota; Fungi; Ascomycota; Sordariomycetes; Hypocreales; Ophiocordycipitaceae. The transcript is spliced from 7 exons.